GGGCAAGAAAAGGAGGAGUUUUCAAAAUCAGGAGACUCAUGAUGGACCUUCGUCUCUUCCCCAAAUUCCUCAAAACAAUAGCCCACUCCUCCACCUCUCGCCGCCGCAGCGCCAUCGCCAUUCAUUACAGCGAACGCCAGCUUUCCUUCGACAACACCCCCAUUAUCCACGUCAAGAUGCACCGCCCUUCCUCGAUGCGUUUGAAGAUGCCUCGCAUCCCUUGCAUAAAUCAUUCGCCAGUCGAUUUCGAUUACGAUUUCGAGUCCAAUGGUGACAAUGACUAUGUUGUAAAUUGUGAUUGUAUUGAUGAUGAUGAUGGAGCAAGGAAGAGUUUCUUAAAAAGUGGAGAUGAAAUUCAUCGCAAGGUUUGUGAAGAGAUGAUUAUUGCUUGUGAUGAUGAAGGAAUUGAUAUCAAAGCAGAGCAGUUCAUAGCUAAAUUCUAUGAGCAAAUGAAGAUGCAGAGACAGGCUUCAUAUUUACAGUACAAUGAGAUGAUUAACAGAGGCACAAGUUGAUCACCAUGAUGUCCCAUGGAAGAGAAGAAACAUCACUAUAAGAAAUUGAGAGAGAUUGAGAGAGCAAAUAUUAGCUCUGUGUUUUUGAUGAUUAUUGCAACCAAAUGGAACCUCCAUUAUAUAGGAGAUGUUUUACAAGACAAAAUGAUGAACAAAGGAAAUAUAAAAAUGAAAGCAAAAGGAAAAGAAGGUGUCUA
Camellia sinensis is the source of this 712-nucleotide messenger RNA. NCBI's taxonomy places the organism in Eukaryota, Viridiplantae, Streptophyta, Magnoliopsida, Ericales, Theaceae. The record is from RefSeq and is a predicted model, not a curated record.